CGAAACAGUUGUAAUUUCGUUCGAAUAUGUCCUUGAACCUAGAAGAAACUGCCAAUGGUAAUGGAAAGGCCAAUGAAGAGAACAUUGAAGUAGAAACUCAACAAACAACCGCUUCUAAACCUGAAUCAGCCACCAAAAAAUCAAAAAAAGAUAAAAAAUCGAAAAAAUCAAGGGAUCCUUCAACAUUAACUCCGGAGUACAUUGAAGAGCAAAGAAGACUUAGAAACCUCAAGAAAGAACAAAAACGUCAAGAGCUUCUUGCACAAGGGAUAAACCCAGAUGAAGCAUCUACACCUCCAAAUUUGAAGUUCAUCAAAAGGGACUUUGUUUCGAUACCGAAGCAAUAUGGAUCAAGUGAUUCGUUCAAGAUUAAAAUAAUGACAUAUAAUGUGUUAGCCCAAGCAUUGAUUAGAAGAAAGUUAUUCCCAACUAGUGGAACUGCACUUAAAUGGACAAACAGAUCAGUUGUCUUAUUAGACGAAUUCAAGCACUACGACGCAGACAUUGUAUGUUUACAAGAGAUGGAUUUCAUUCAAUAUAACUCUUUUUGGAAACAAGAAUUCGAAAAAAUUGGUUACAGCUCAAAAUACUAUCGUGAAGAAGCUAAGAAUCAUGGGGUGGCUGUAGCAUUCAAGAAAGAUUUAUUUGUUUGUAAGCAGCAAAGUUUUAUCAGAUACGAUAGAGAGAAAUCAGGAGUCAUUUCUCCACGAACAGUCACUCAGAACGUGGGGCUAUUAGUGUAUUUGGAGUUCACACCACAAGUUUUACAAAAAUAUUCUAACUUAAGCAGAAAUGGGAUAAUUAUUGGUACCACCCACUUAUUCUGGCAUCCGUUUGGUACUUAUGAGAGAUCAAGACAAACCUAUUUGGUUUUGAAAAAAUUUAAAGAAUUCUAUCACACUCUUAGUGUUCUUCAAAAUAAUGACCGUGGAUUCUAUAGUUUCUUUGCUGGAGAUUUCAAUUCUCAACCCUUUGAUACCCCAUACUUAUCAAUUGCUGCAAAACCAGUUAAGUACUCUGGUAGGGGCCAAACAGUUAUCAGCUGCUCUUUGUCGUAUCAAUUUUCCAAGAACCGUGGGGUUAUUGAAGAAGACGGGGACAAUGAAGAGGAGGAGGGAGCAGAAGGUGAAGAAGAAGAAGGUGGGAAUGUUGAAAAAUUUGGAACUAAUCAACCCAAGGAUCCGGUUCCUGAAUCAUUUACUCCAAAUCAAGAACAAUUGGAACUAGUUAAUGAUAUGGAGAAGUUGCAUAAUGAUUUGGAUAUGAGAGCCGUUUCGUUAUAUUCAAUUGGAUACAAAUCAAUUCAUCCCGAAAACGCUGGUUUCGAUAAUGAAAGAAAUGAACCGAUUUUUUCAAAUUGGGCACAUACUUGGAGAGGUUUGCUUGACUAUAUUUUCGUUAUAACGAAAUGGGAUUCACAGAAAGAGGACUAUUCACAAAAAGUCGAUUCAAUUGAGGAAGUUAGCUCAAGAGAUAAUGUCAAAUUAUUGAAAUUGUUAAAACUUCCAAUGCCUAAGGACAUGGGACCAGAGCCUUCUGGUCAACCUAGAACCGGCCAGUAUCCUUCUGAUCAUCUCUGUUUGAUGGCUGAAGUUGAACUUAAUUAAUUUAUAGAAGUUACAUGCAUUUAAGCAAAGGGUUGCAAAAUAGAACUAUAUAUAGAAUAAAAAAUGAUUGUAAAUAACUAAA
This is a messenger RNA of Hyphopichia burtonii NRRL Y-1933, 1689 nucleotides long. Its product is annotated as RNA exonuclease. Lineage: Eukaryota; Fungi; Ascomycota; Pichiomycetes; Serinales; Debaryomycetaceae. The transcript has a single exon. The record is from RefSeq and is a predicted model, not a curated record. Gene Ontology annotation, molecular function: poly(A)-specific ribonuclease activity. Bases 27 to 1607 code for a protein of 526 amino acids.